UUUAGACUAGCCUAAACGAACGCUCCCGCCACGUCUAAGAGACGUUGAACGAUUUCAUUGUCAUUUCCAAACAAGUAUUAUGGGAGAGAGUUAGUUAUAAUUCUUAAUUGUGUAAUUUAUCGAUCUGUUUAUUUGUUAACGAUGGCGCGUGCCCUUGUAGGUGUAAAGAGAGUUAUCGAUUACGCGGUUAAGAUUCGGGUUAAAUCGGAUAAAACAGGUGUCGUAACCGAUGGCAUCAAGCAUUCGAUGAACCCUUUUGAUGAAAUUGCGAUCGAGGAAGCUGUGCGAAUGAAAGAGAAAAAAUUAGUACAAGAAAUAAUUGCAGUUUCAUGUGGACCAACGCAAUCUCAAGACGUGAUACGAACCGCGCUUGCAAUGGGCGCUGAUAAAGGAAUUCACGUAGAAGUGUCUGGACCAGAAUACGACACUCUACAACCUAUUCAUGUUUCCAAAAUUUUAGCCAAAUUAGCUGUAGAUGAAAAAGCGGAUUUAGUCAUUGUUGGUAAACAAGCUAUAGAUGAUGAUUGCAAUCAAACUGCACAAAUGGUUGCAGGUAUUUUAGAUUGGCCAGCUGGAACAUUCUGUAGUAAAAUUGAAAAUAAUAACGGCGAGCUAACAGUCACACGUGAAAUUGAUGGAGGUUUGGAGGUUGUUAAAAUGAAAACACCAGCAGUUUUAAGUGCCGAUCUUCGGCUUAACGAACCACGGUAUGCUACAUUACCAAACAUUAUGAAAGCUAAGAAAAAACCAAUUAAAAAAGUAACACCAAAGGAUCUUGGUGUUGAUACCACUGCCAGAAUUGAUGUUGUAUCAGUUGAAGAACCACCAGUUAGGCAAGCUGGUGCUAUUCUACCAGAUGUUGAUACUUUAAUUACAAAAUUGAAGGAAGGUGGUCAUGUUUAAUUAUGUCUUGUUGGAUAGCUAAAAGAGAAUAUUUUGAUGCCUUUUGUAUUCGUUAUACCUUUAUUAAACUUUACUGUAUAUAGAACAGUUUUUUUUAUACAUCAUGAGAUGUUGUAUGUUAUAUAUGAAUAAAUUUGUAUUGCAUAAAAUAAA
Messenger RNA from Hylaeus anthracinus, 1056 nucleotides. It is a transcript of the gene Etfb, whose product is annotated as electron transfer flavoprotein subunit beta. NCBI's taxonomy places the organism in Eukaryota, Metazoa, Arthropoda, Insecta, Hymenoptera, Colletidae. Gene Ontology annotation, molecular function: electron transfer activity. Gene Ontology annotation, cellular component: cytosol. Bases 142 to 903 code for a protein of 253 amino acids. The record is from RefSeq and is a predicted model, not a curated record. The transcript has 3 exons.